This is a messenger RNA of Linepithema humile (Argentine ant), 853 nucleotides long. It is a transcript of the gene RpL15, whose product is annotated as ribosomal protein L15. The record is from RefSeq and is a predicted model, not a curated record. Lineage: Eukaryota; Metazoa; Arthropoda; Insecta; Hymenoptera; Formicidae. Gene Ontology annotation, molecular function: RNA binding; structural constituent of ribosome. Gene Ontology annotation, biological process: cytoplasmic translation. Gene Ontology annotation, cellular component: ribosome; cytosolic large ribosomal subunit.
CGUCUGUGGUGAGAAUGCGCCACGCAGGUGAUCGUCUUCUGGUAAAGUAGCUCCAUCGUCAAGAGCGGCCUUCUUUCCUUCUGUUGUAAUCGCGUGGGGGAUUCGCGAUGGGUGCAUAUAAGUAUAUGCAAGAAUUGUAUCGCAAGAAGCAGAGUGACGUGCUCCGCUUCUUGCUGCGUGUUAGAUGCUGGCAGUAUCGCCAGUUGACCAAGCUGCAUCGUGCCCCUAGACCAUCCAGGCCUGAUAAAGCUCGUCGGUUGGGUUAUAAAGCCAAACAAGGUUUUGUUAUCUUCAGAAUUCGUGUACGUCGUGGUGGACGCAAACGUCCAGUUCCGAAAGGUGCUACCUAUGGCAAACCAAAGAGUCAUGGUGUGAACCAGCUGAAACCUACUAGGAAAUUGCAAUCGGUUGCCGAGGAACGCGUUGGCCGCCGUUGUGGUGGAUUACGAGUACUAAACAGCUAUUGGGUAGCCCAGGACUCUUCAUACAAAUAUUAUGAAGUUAUUCUUAUAGAUCCUGCACACAAGGCAAUCCGUAACGAUCCUAAAGUGAACUGGAUAUGCAACGCAGUGCACAAACAUCGUGAACUUCGUGGCAAGACCUCUGCUGGUAGAAGCUCGCGCGGAUUAGGCAAAGGACAUCGUUAUUCGCAAACAAUUGGUGGCUCGCGUCGCGCCGCCUGGAAGAGGCGAAACACGCUAUCUCUUCGCAGGAAGCGAUAAUUAUUUUAUUUCUAACAUCCAUGUCUGCAUUGCAAGAUACAUCAUUCUGUUGGUGUACAUUAUAUAUUGUAUCAAUAUUAUGAUGUAUUUUGUAAUAAAAAAUAAAAAUCUCUUUCUUAAAAGUUGUAAAA